Trypanosoma grayi is the source of this 693-nucleotide messenger RNA. RefSeq lists its product as hypothetical. The transcript has a single exon. The annotation marks the transcript as partial. The record is from RefSeq and is a predicted model, not a curated record. Lineage: Eukaryota; Euglenozoa; Kinetoplastea; Trypanosomatida; Trypanosomatidae.
AUGGGCUCAGUCACCACUGAACAUGCCGAGGCGGCGUCCCUCAUUGUGGUACCGAGUGUAGUGGAAGAGCCAAUGGCUUUGCAUGGCCGCUGCGUCACGGGCGAGUGGGCGCUGCAGUGCGCUGAGCAGCAGAUGUUGCUCGACCCUGCUGCCUUCGGAAGAGUUAACGGUUACAAAAGAGGGAGGGAAAGUGAUGCGGAUAAUAAGGAUUACAGUGGUUCUGAUGAUGCUGAAAAGGAGGGGACGAGCAGUACAGAGACCUAUGUGGGGGACGGCGGUGAUGACGAUGGACCGCGGAGCACGUUGCAGCGCUGGGAAUAUGGAUACCGUUACGGGUAUUGUCUCGAUAUGUGUCGUUGUUUCCUUGUGUGUUCUUGUUUUUCCCACAGCCUACGUGUGGGUAAAGUGGUUCCCCUCCUCCUGUUUCUCCCGCUUGGGCAUCACGCUUCUCUCUUGAAUGGUCGUUAUUGUUCUAAUUCAUUCUUGCUGCACACUCAAGGUGCUAUGUGGAUGUAUAACUCGCCCCUCGCCGUCGACCAGCGCACGUGCCCUUCAUUUGUUCUCGCGCAGCAGGAGCGCCGCGCCUGUUCGCUUUCAGAGGCACUGGGCAACAUGCCGCUCGCGCUGCGCGACCCCGCACUGGACGGCCCUGCGGCGCGGCGAAGUGAGAGGUCGGGGCCGGUGCGGCGGGCG